Molecule: messenger RNA, 1733 nt
Organism: Ilex paraguariensis (yerba mate)
Lineage: Eukaryota; Viridiplantae; Streptophyta; Magnoliopsida; Aquifoliales; Aquifoliaceae
Source: the annotation of a GenBank genome assembly
AAAACAAAGAGUACCAUUGGAUCAAAAGCCUAGUGAUGGUUUGACAUUUCUUAGGUCGCUAUCUGACGAUUAAUUCCAUGCUGCUCAGCAAACCUCUCACAUGGAAAAGAUGGUUUCAAACAUGUUUUCUGAUCUCAACAUGCCUUCUGCAAAAACACUUGUGUCUACGGUAGCUUCUGUUGCUGCUUCUGCCAUAGUGGUCCGAUCGAUAGUCCGAGACCUCGUACCUUAUGAGCUUCAACAAUAUGUCUUCUCGAGCUUCCGAAAUAUUUUCAAAACGUUUUCGUCCGAGAUAGUCGUGAUCAUCGAAAAAUACGAUGGCCUUGUCCACAAUCAAAUCUACAGGGCUGCUGGAAUUUAUUUAGGCACAAAAAUCUCACCCUCUACCCAAAUGUUUAAAGUGAGCAUGCCCAAGAAGGAGACGAAGAUAAAGACUUCCAUGGCGAGCAAUCAAGAAAUCAUCGACAAUUUCAAUGGUGUUCAAUUCAAAUGGAGGAAAAUCACAAGACACGUUGAAUCUUCCACUAGUCAACCUUCAUCCUCUCAGACAGAAAUUCGAUUUUUUAGGCUAAGUUUUCGCAAGAAACACAUGGCAAUGGUAUUUGAUUCUUACUUUCCUUUCAUUCUAAAGGAGUCGAAGAAGCUGAAACAAGAGAGAAAGACACUGAAAAUCCGCACAUUGAAUGGCGAUAGCAUGCGAAGUUAUUCAAGAGGGGGGUCUUUAUGGAAAUCCAUAACUUUCGAUCAUCCAGCAAAUUUUGAUACAUUGGCAAUGGAUACAGAGAUGAAGAGAAUGAUCAUGGAUGAUCUCGAACGAUUUGUGAGAAGAAAGGAGUUGUAUAGGAAAGUAGGGAAGGCUUGGAAAAGAGGGUACUUGUUGUAUGGUCCUCCUGGGACAGGGAAAUCGAGCUUGAUCGCAGCAAUGGCGAAUUACCUGAACUUUGAUAUCUAUGACUUGGAGCUCACUGCUAUUCAUAGCAACUCAGACCUGAGGAAACUGUUGAUUGGCAGCCCGAACCAGUCGAUUCUUGUGGUUGAGGAUAUUGAUUGUAGUCUUGAGUUUGAAGAUCGAAAAGCCAAAGAACCAGCUCUAAAGAGCAUUCAAUCUAGUCAAGAGAGCCAAGCUCAGACUGUGAAUAUUGUUCCGCAACAGAAACUGAGCCAAGUAACACUUUCGGGGCUGUUCAAUUUCAUUGACGGACUCUGGUCAAGCUGUGGAGACCAACGGAUUAUCAUUUUCACAACCAAUCACAAAGAUCGAAUCGACCCAACUUUGCUACGUCCUGGCCGCAUGGAUUUGCACAUCCACAUGUCUUAUUGCACUCCCUGUGCCUUCAAGACUCUAGCCAUGAACUAUCUUGGAAUUACAGAGCACUCUUUUUUCCCCGAAAUCAAUGAUCUGUUGGAAAAGACAAUGGUGAGCCCUGCAGAAAUUGGAGAGCAAUUACUGAAAAAUGAGGAACCAGAGGCUGCACUACAGGGCCUGAUUGAGUUCCUCCAGAGGAAGAAGAGAGAGAGUGAGGAAAUGGAAGCAAGAAAACUAGAAGGAGAGAGAGAUAUGGGGAAGAGUGAAGUAUGAGAAUUCAGCAAAGGGGUGGAAAAAAAUUGUACAUAAAAACUGAUCUGAUUUAAUGACUUGGUGAUAUUAUGGUUGUGACAUGUUUUAAUAGAAUUAUUGUAACUGUAAUUGUUAGACUUUUUUAGGUUAACUACUCUGUUCAAAUUAAAAAGAA